This is a messenger RNA of Pangasianodon hypophthalmus (striped catfish), 5536 nucleotides long. RefSeq names its product family with sequence similarity 222 member Bb (gene fam222bb). The transcript is spliced from 3 exons. Lineage: Eukaryota; Metazoa; Chordata; Actinopteri; Siluriformes; Pangasiidae. The coding region runs from base 508 to 2319 and encodes 603 amino acids. The record is from RefSeq and is a predicted model, not a curated record.
UUUAUCUUAUUCGCAGUUCAUUCUGAGUGUGUGAGAUCUAUUUUGAGUGUAAGACAUGAGCAGUAAACCAACACAGGGUAGCACAAAGAAGCCUGGGAUAGCUGUUAGAAUUGAGCGUUAUUUUUCUCCUACCUGUUUUCUGACUGCUCUAACUUCACGCCUCAGGAUUGGCUAGUGCGAUCAUGCCUCUUGCGCUAUGAUUGGCUGACUGCCGAUAAGCUUAAACUGCUAGCCAAUCGGAGCGCAGAAGGUGGGUUUUGGCGUAAUACGUGUGGGGAAAAUAACGCUAGCUGUGAAGAUAGCCAGGAAUUUGUAGCUAACAAAGUCUUAGCGUUGAGCUAAACCAGUGACCAUGGUUCACUGGAGACAAACCUGCCAUUCUGUAGGAUAAUACGGACUACAGACUAGCAGAGGGUGUUAAUUACACGUAGUGCUGAGAUAAGAUGUCGAAGCCCGUCUGCUUGUGUAAUAAGGAGUGUGUGACCGUUGAAUUAGUGCCUAUGUGACAUGCUGGCCUGUCUGCCGGUAUCAGCCCCCUCUCUCCAGCUUCUCACCCACACGCAGAUGAACACUGGACCUCAGAAAUGGGACACUACACAGAAGAUGCGAUCUGCACAGUAUCCCACGCCAGCAGAGUUGGAUGCCUAUGCUAAGAAAGUUGCAAACAACCCGCUGACUAUAAAAAUCUUUCCCAGUAACGUGAAAGUACCUCAGAGGAAGCACCUGCGCCGUACAGUGAACGGUCUCGACACCUCUAGCCAGCGCUACAGCCCCUACCCUACUCAGGUCAGCACCAGGACUGGCCUCUUGGCCAUAGUCAAAGUUCCUGUUAAAAGAAUCCUGGAGAAUCCUCAAGUCCGCUUCCUCCCUGAGAUCGCCAUGAACCCACAGAAUGGACCCUACGGCACUCCAAGCACUUUAAACCUGCCUCAGACUCUUCCGUGCAUGCAGGCUCUCAACCAGCCACAGCUUUUGGCUCAGAAGAACAUCCCCCAUUCUCAGAGCUUGCAGAGUCAGAAGAACCUCUUUCAUACUCAGAGCAUGCAAACCCAGAAGAACCAUCCACGUUCUCAGAGCUUGCAACCCCAGCAGGCCCUUCCACACCCCCAGAGCAUGCAGGAACAGAAGGCUGUGCCUCACCCUCCCAGUUUACUACAGCAGCAAAGCCUGGGCCAUCAGCAAGCAGUUCAUCCUGGCCUGCCUAGACAACAGACUGUGCAACAACAUGCUCUCAACCAUCAACAUGUUCUCAUGCAGCAGCAAUCAGGUUCUCAGAACCUCCAUCACUUGCCUGAAAUUCCUCAGUCAGCUGGCCUGCAGCACUCCCACAGUUUCCCCCAUUCUCAGCCCAUUCCUCAAACCCCCGGUCCAGGCCUUCCAGCCCCUAGCAAUGCCAUGCCUGGUGCCAAGCUCCCCGAUGCAGACGCCCCGCCCAAUGUAACUGUGUCUACCUCAACCAUCCCUCUGUCCAUGGCGGCCAGCUUGCACCAGAAGCAGCCCAGUGACCUGAGCAGCAUCGUUCACCAGAUCAGCCGCUUCUGCCAGGCACGAGCCAGUGCCAGUGCCACAUCAGUGUGUGAAGGCCAAAUCGCCAACCCAAGCCCCAUCAGCCGUAACCUGUUGAUUGAUGCCAGCUCUCGAGUGUGUGCUCACAACCCUCUGCCCUCCUGUGCCCUCGCCAGCACCGCCGACAAAGCUGCUCUGACAUUGCCCAAUAUGGCCCCCAUGAACAUGAGACAUGCUUAUCACGAUAUGAAACAGCAGCCGGCUCAGCCCCACUUACCACAGCAGCACCCCUGGAAUCAGCAGCUGUCUCACCUCCAGUCCCUCUCAGAUGGCGCUCAGCAAGGGAAGAAUCCGGCCAGAGAUGGCACAGCAGGGCCUGGUUUUCCAAGCAAGAAUAUGAGCUAUGCGCAGGAUGUGUGUUUGGGCCAGUCAUUUAAUCUGAAGCCCCCUAUAGACAAGCCCACACCUUCACCACCCGUCACUGCCAUGUCUGGAGCUGUGAAUUAUAGCAACGGGCAUUACGUGCAGCCACCAUGGAAUGGCAUCUUGCCUACACCCAAUAGUGAUGGCUCAGGGUCUCAAGAGCUGGGUGUUCCGUUCCACACAGGCAUGUCUGGGGCAUCCAUAGAGAACAGAACUCGAGCAGGCAACACGGGCCAGAUGAACCUGAUGCCACCCAUGGAGUAUGUGGGUGGAGAUUAUCAGGGGCCGUGCUUUCGAGAGCAGAACACGGGCAUGAUGGUGAAGAUGAGCAGGGCUCAAGAGUCAAAUGAUAGUCGCAAUGUGCACAUUCAUCACCCAGGGUACAGAUGAGUAAUGGUCUGCUUAGGCGAGUCAUCCUUCAGUGUUAGACUCAGUAUAAGAAACACAUCUCUGCUCCUCCUUCUUUUGUUUCCAGUCUUGCAAGUGAUCUACUGUAUGUUUUCCCCAAUAAGUCAUGGCCAUCAGUUUACUCAAUUUUACUGUGUGCAAGGUUUCAAAUGGCUCUUCUUUUUUGUGUAGAUUAGAUUAUGAAUCAACCUAUGGGGAAAAAUCUAUAUAGAAAUCUGUGUAAAUCCAAUAUUUAUUUGCUGUCAAAGCUGUUGAAAGCAACAUCUGUUUGUUUGUGGUUUUUUUUUUCUUUUUCGGUUUAUGUUCUGCAGUUUCAUCUAGACCUACUCAUCGAUCAGUGCAGUAUAUGUCAGAUAUGUGACAUGCUGUAUUUCUUCCAGUUUAUUUUGGUGUAGUUUACUUGAUUUUAUUAGAAGUGCUAAUACUGAUGGGCCACACUCCCAGCUUACUGAAGGAAUUACAGAGGUGCCAUGUUUCUAAAAUGUGAGACUGUUUCUUCUGUGCCGUGCUCUGGCAUUCUGGCACAGGGAUCAGAUAUUCCCUUUCAAUGUUUACAUGUUAAUUUGCACUUGUAACUUUGAAUCAGUAAAAAGUGCAAAUCAACGCUGGGUUAUGCACCUAUGACAAGACUGUUUCUUGAGGCUGAUGUUCAUAAAUUGGCCUCAAGACUCUGAUUGGACUGUUACUGUAAGGCUUUCUCAGUGUGAAAUAUUUUCUCUCUUAUUGUGUCAGCCAAUAUUGGUUCCCUCUGUGAUUGGUGUUGGCUUUUCACUUUAUUGGGUAUGCCAUAAGGUUUAGUUAUAUUGUCCAUCUGUCAUGAAGUAGACACACCCUGGGAGCCCUGGAAUUUAUUUUAAACCUGUGCACAUGGUGCAUAGUUUGGUAUUUUUGUGUUAUUUGUGUUGAUUUUGAAAUAUUGAGUUUCUGAGUUGUUAUUUUAAAGCUAGUUACAGUUCACUACAGGACUUUACAACCUUUCAGGGUAUGUGAACCCGAUCAGGAUCUGCUUCUACCCUUCAAACCCCAUUGAAGUAUGUAUGCGUGGAAAGAGCAAGGUGAUCAUCCUGAUGGUUAGGACAUGUCCACCCAGGCCAGCCCUUUUGAAACCUUUCCAUUUUAUGGUCAUUUUUCAGUUUUGUCCAGGGAAAAACCUUACUUGAGCAUUAAUGGAUCACUUGCAAAUUUUAUGGCAAUAUAAAAGAGGACCACAGGCUAAAUCUGAUGUGAUAUGAACACUUGCCUCCUUGCUGUACUACUGUAACUGAGGGCUGUAAUAAGCCUUGUGUGAAUGUGGUGAUGGUGUGGACUGAACUGCAUGUUUGCUCCAUCAGUAACCCCAUUCUUCUCUUUUUUUUCAGCAACUAAUGAUCCAUAAAUGUAACCAAGUUAUGAUAUUUGUUGCUGAUUCUGGAGAGGGCUCAACUCAGGUGCCAUUUGGUUUUUAACCUGAGGAAUACCACCAAUAAAAAUGAUUUUCAGACCUAGAAAAGUAAAUUAAUAUUCUGGGGGGGGACGGGGACGGGACGGGACUACAGCAGGUUGUAGUUACAUAAUGUAAAGUUACAUAAUCAAUAAAGCAAUCGAUUACUUAGAACUUACUUUAAAUGGUGUCCGCUGCUUUUGGGAAUAGUCUUGUAUGCCGAGUGCCUCCCUUUCUCAGGUCUACUGGUGCCUCCUUACAUGUCAUCUUCCCACUUCAUGCACAUUACAGUGUCUAUUCAUAUUUUUUCUAGUGACGUUAGACUGUACGUAUGAGAGCAGGCCAUCUGGUAGCUGAGUGCAGGUAUUUUUACACUGCACACAGGCUUUGGUGUAACUGAUGGAGCAAACACUGAGCAGUUUCAAGGUGACAUGAAUAACAUGCAGUAUGUUAGCCUCACUGGUUACCCCUUAAGAGCCUUAAGUAUUUGUUCCUUGGACUGUCUUUGAUAACAGGCAUAGUGAAGAAGAUGCCGAAUUAUGUUUUUAGCUGUUUUAAUGUAACUUUUGUUUUAAUGCAAACCCCUCCCCCCCCCCCUUUUUUUUUUUUGUUUUGAGAAAACAACUUCCUAAGAUGAGGAUUAACUUUUUAUAUUUAGCAACUUAACUGUGUAUAGCUGUAACAGUUGUCAUUUUGCAUUCAGACCAAAAUCACUUACUUUCCACAGCUAGAUAAUUUAUUGUAUUGGCUUUGUUAUUGCAGCACAACAUUUUAAAGUCCAAGGUCUCUGUCAGUCAUUCGCCAACAGCAGCUAAAUGAUGCAAGCUGAAUUGAACCGAGCUUUGUGACUUGAAACAUACAGAUUGCAGUGACUGAGCCCAGACUUGUGUCGGUUAAUUGUGAAUAACUAAUUCUGGGUAGGCUUUUGCCAUUAUACUUUUUUUUUUUUCCCUCCCCAAGAAGCUGCUAUUUUGAUUCUAUCCAAGUUACAGUGAUAUAAGGGUAGAAGCCAGUCGUAAUUUAUGCUCUGCUUUUUAAAAUGCAACAUUGUUAAUGGAUAAGUACUGAAGUGAAUUAAUACAUUUGCUUGUCAACUGCUAACUGCUUAUCAUAAUUAAGACAUUGUAAAGCUUGAAGAUUAGAUUUGACACAAUCCUUAUUUCAUGUGUUGUUACAGCUCCAGGGCACAAAGUCAGGUUGCUCUUUAUAAAAGUUCCUGUUUCUAUGUGAAGUGCCUACACUGGGCGGAUGUGGACUGUGUGUAUAUGUGACUGCCUGGGGGGGGUAGAAAUAAGAAAAGUGCUGGCACAAGUGCACACUACAAAGACCUGGUGCACUGUUCAUGAGUGGGGGACCAAACUGCGUAAAACUACUGAUAGGAAGAACGCUGCAUGUGCCGCCUCAGGCAUAAAACCUAUUUGAAUUUAAAUUUGAAUAUUUGCUGCUGAAUCUUUAGUCUAGGUUGGUAAACCUACGCUGCUGAACUUCUAGUGCCCUAGAAACCUUCUACGGAGCGCUUUAGAAAGUUCUUUAUAUCUUAUAGAGCACAUGUACUCUCAAUAGUACAUAAUGACAGUUGUUUUUUUUUUUUUCUUUUAAGUUUAGGAUUCAUGCCAAGGGCGUUUCAUCUUGUUCUACCAAAGAACAAAAUGUCGCAUGAAUGGUAGCAGUGUGCAACUGUAACUUAAAUGUCAUUCCAGAUGCCCAUGUUUUUCAGGAAUAAUGUGUUGCACAAACAUUCCCCUCUAACCAAAAUAAAGGUUGACUUGCAUUUGAAAA